Messenger RNA from Nomia melanderi (Alkali bee), 3436 nucleotides. It is a transcript of the gene Dus1, whose product is annotated as Dihydrouridine synthase 1. NCBI's taxonomy places the organism in Eukaryota, Metazoa, Arthropoda, Insecta, Hymenoptera, Halictidae. Gene Ontology annotation, biological process: tRNA processing. The record is from RefSeq and is a predicted model, not a curated record. Gene Ontology annotation, molecular function: tRNA dihydrouridine synthase activity; flavin adenine dinucleotide binding.
CAAACAGUUAUAAAGACGAUCAAUCCAGUCAUCUUUGCGGCUCACAUAUCGUCGUUAAAUUGUAAAAGCUGACAGUAGAAAAUUUCCGAUAAAGAAAACUGAACGAGUCGAACGGAUCUAUCGACAGUUACAUUAGAAAACCACUACCAUUAUUAGAACCUUGCGAACAAACAUGAGUAUCGACAAUCGAUCGAUUCGAACUGUCACUCUCCGCUUGAAACGCGCCGACUUAUCGAUAUCACGUUCUCGAUAGUGCACGCGAAUGCACACUUCCAAGUCACCGAUACACGAUACACGACGACAUACCACAUGUUUACUUGUGCUUACUUCAUCGAUGCAAAAUUUACGCGAAUCGACAAAAAUUAUGAAAAUAGAAACACGAUCGGACCACGACACGUUGUGCGAGACCUGAGCAUAUUUUCAAACUAACACGUGAAACCACGUAUAUUUUCUAGUUGUGUCGAUGCCUGUACGUUGAAGUUUAGUAAAAUCUCACGGUUAACCUUCACAUUGGAUCACGGAAUUAAGGUUAGUUCGAUACUACGAAAAAACAGUUAACUUAUCGUCUAACCGUACGCAUCUCGAUAUGCGCGUAACGAUAGUGACGAGCAGGAUAUCACCAUGACGUCGGUUACAGCGGAACAGUUACCGGACGAUCGAGCCGACGACUCCACGCCGGCGAAUCCGACGGAGAACGUUUGGGAAGCUGUGUUGGGCUGUCCGCGAUACGUGGUCGCGCCGAUGGUCGACGCGAGCGAGUUGGCCUGGAGAUUGUUGAGCCGACGACACGGCGCUCAUCUCUGUUACACACCGAUGCUUCAUUCCUCGGUCUUCCGCAGAGAUCCCAAGUAUCGGCGAGAAGCCCUCGCAAGUACCGGGGAGGAUCGGCCGUUGAUCGUUCAGUUUUGCGGCAACGAGCCGAGUGUGUUAUUGGAAGCGGCGCUUUUGGCCGAGCCACACUGCGACGCUGUAGACGUGAACUUAGGCUGUCCUCAAGCUAUUGCGAAACGCGGUCGCUACGGUGCUUUUCUACAAGACGAUUGGGAUUUGCUGCGACAAAUCGUGAGUACAUUGAGCAAAGGACUUCGGGUACCUGUAACCUGCAAACUGAGAGUAUUUCCGGAAAUCGAAAAGACCGUAGAAUACGCUCGCAUGCUUGAGAGUGCCGGAGCACGUUUACUCACCGUGCACGGUCGUACCAGAGAGCAGAAGGGACCGCUCACUGGAUUGGCUUCUUGGGAUCACAUCAAAGCGGUUAGAGAAGCCGUCACGAUUCCCGUAUUCGCUAAUGGCAAUAUACAAUGUCUGCAAGAUGUCAAAAGGUGUAUAGAAGAAACUGGUGUGCAAGCAGUGAUGUCCGCGGAAGGCAAUCUUUACAAUCCGUACAUAUUCGAGGGUUGCUAUCCACCCAGCUGGGAGCCAGCGCUCGAAUACUUGGAUCUAGUUGAGCGAUAUCCCGCUCCGGCUUCUUACAUCCGUGGUCAUCUCUUUAAAUUAUUCCACCACACACUUUGUUUACCAGAGAAUAAAGAAGAAAGAGAAAAUCUGGCACGAAAUUCUACUAUGAAAUCGUUCAGAAGUGUCGUCUACGCUUUGAGGGAUCGUUAUUUAUCCUAUCACGAGGGACACGUCCCGUGGCGGGAACAAACGAACGACUACAAUCUAAAGUUGCCACCAUGGCUCUGUCGACCAUACGUCCGUAAUUCGACAGAGGAGAAAGAGACGUCAUCGUCACCCAUUGAAAAGGAGGACGAUGCCGCAAAAAGAAGAUUCACAGAUGAGGAUGGAAACGAAAUAUCGCGAAAACGCUUGAAGAAACUUAGACGAAUCGCACGGCGUCCCAACAGAUCAGCUGUUGUCGCGAAAAGAGGAUCUAAUUUAUGUUACGGUUGCCCAAAUCCAGUGGGUUUUAAGUGCGUUUACAAAUUAUGUAGACAGUGCUGCAGGAACAAGUGUUUCACAAAAAAUUUGGAUUGUGUCGGACAUAGAAAUUUAACUAAAACGAGAAGACAGAUGGCAAUAGAAUUCGCUGCAAAAAGAAACAUUAUGGAUGACACAAUAUCGCUUUGUAAAGAAUAAAGAUACCCUGUAAAACCAGUAUACUAGACCUUUCCCGUCUGUGCCGGCUGCCGACUUUGGUAGUGGUAGCAAAAAUUCGUUUCGACAGAUUCUCCUUAUUGGUCCCGUCGCGUAAACAAAGAACGCGAGCGAAACAAAAUGCGACGAUAGAGAUUGAACAAUGGCGAAUUCCAGAGACACGAAGACUCGGCUUUGAAACAUAAGAUGGAGCGAGUGAAUGAUUCCUCUUACCAUUGCGCAGUUCUAAUUUGUGUCGACUAUAUAGUCGGCACAGAUGCGGGAAAUGAAUUGUACACGUAACGUUUGCGUUCUCGUAUAGUGUAUUAUAUAUUCUACGCAAAUAAAAUUCAAUUCAAUGUUUUAUCAAUCCUAUUAUAACGAUAUAACAGUACUAUACUCGUACGCAAAACGUACCAGUCUGUGUUCUCUUUAUCUUCUAUUAUUUUUCUAAUUACUAAAUCGUGCACUAAAUACCAAUUACAAAUUUAUACGAGAUCAUUAUUCCCUUCUUGUUUUUAUUGCGAUUGAAUUGUACUUGUUGAAUUCAAUGAUCAACAGCUGUAACAAAUAACUAUUUUUAUUUACACAUUACACUAUUUUACAAAAUACUUUGUCGGUAACCGCUUGACAGAUUCCUAUUUCGACAGUGUUUCUAACGACAGAGUAUUUCAAUGACUCGUGAUUAUCACGUCCAAAAGUGGCACAAAAUAGAUCGUUUUAGAGUGGUUAAGAUGUCGAUGCGAUCAACUUUGUCAUUCGCUGCAGAAUAGCAAAUUCAUUUUGCUUUUCUUCGUUCAUUAGCGUAUCUUGUGCUUUGUCGGUGAACCAGUACUUUUUAUUUACAAGUAGAAGUACCAUAAGUAUUGGUAAAUGAAUCAGCGAGAAAUGAAAGAGUUUCCGUGAACUUGCACUGUCUGAAUGUUUAUGAAAAUUUUGCGCUAAAAAGUGAGAAACGAUGACGUUAAGUAAUGCAAUACGUUACUUACUUCCUUCUGUUUUUCGACCUACCUAAGUAAAGGAAAUAUGCGUUCAGCGGCGUCGACUCCAAGGCGAACCACCAAUUUGUUACAUUUAAUAUCGGCGCCAACCAGCAAAGACCCAUUAAUAUCCCUGUGUAGCGUAAGGCUGUUUUACGGCAUAGAUUUGGAUCUGUAACGGCCAUCAUUCGAUAACCAGCUCGAGAAUAAUCUGGUCGUAAAUUCCAUGACAGAGCGUUGAAAUGAGGAAACUGCCAAGCAUACAGUAUACCAGGCAUAAUCCAGGCGGCAGGCGUCGUAAUAUCGCCGGUACAAGCUGCCCAACCCAUUAGCGGUGGUAUAGCUCCUACUGAGAAUAGUUACGACACUUUGAACUUCCA